Electrophorus electricus (electric eel) is the source of this 3418-nucleotide messenger RNA. RefSeq names its product actin filament associated protein 1-like 1b (gene afap1l1b). Lineage: Eukaryota; Metazoa; Chordata; Actinopteri; Gymnotiformes; Gymnotidae. The record is from RefSeq and is a predicted model, not a curated record. Gene Ontology annotation, molecular function: SH3 domain binding. Gene Ontology annotation, cellular component: cytosol.
GAGAGCUUCUGUGAGCGGUAAAAAUAAACGGCAAUUAUUUUUUGCGAUGGAGAUACCAGAUUCUGACUGUUGAGGGCCAGGCAAAGAUUGUGCCUAUUCAUGUUUUUACUUUGCAUGAAAAAAAUCUCUUGAAAUGCACUCUGAAGAGUAUUUUAAAGUCCGUGUUGUGAAUGUGCCAGGAAAAAACAGCCCCAUCUUCCAAGUGCUGGUUACUCUUUUUAGUGUCUGAAUCAUUUGGAAACUUCCUUUUGGGUGUGCAGACAUUUCUUCUCUAUUGAAUAGCCAUGGAACACCUGGUGAAGGAGUUAAACAUUCUUCUGAAGCUGCUGGAGUGUGAGCAUGUGAGCUCAGCCACUGCAGAGAAGAUGAAUGUGGUCAGGAACUUGCUGGGACAGCUCCAGCCAUCAGUGACUGGAAGUGAAUUUAUAUACAUGAACACUACUCUCUGUGGGAAUGGUACCAGCUUUGUGGAAUCACUGUUUGAAGAAUUUGACUGUGACCUUAAGGAGCUCAGGGAUUCCUCUGAAGAGCUGAAAAUUCAGGAGGAAGAAGAGACAUUGAAACAUGCACCCUCAAAAUCAAGCCCUACAGACACGCCCCCUCCUCUGCCAACCACACCUCCUCCUGAGGAUUAUUAUGAGGAAGCUGUUCCACUAGAGCCAACUACCACACCUCAGUAUGUCACCCAAGGUAGUCCAAUAAAUUCAAUUGAGGAUGCCUAUUAUGAAGAUGCUGACAACAACUACCCUACUACUCAAAUGAAUGGCCCCUGCAAAAAUUCUUACAAUGACUCAGAUGCCCUGAGCAGCUCUUAUGAAUCAUAUGAUGAAGAGGAUGAGGAGGCUAAAGUCAGAGAAAAGACACAGCAGUGGCACUCAGAUGAGAGUCCCGUGGGCCCUGUGAAGGACUGUCACAAAUUCGCUUUCCUGCUACGAAAGAAACGGUUUGGUCAGUGGGCCAAACAAUUAACAGUCAUACGUGAGAACAGACUACAGUGUUUCAAGAACCCCAAGGAUCGUACACCACACACUGACCUGCCACUGAAUCUGUGCAGUGUCAUCUAUGUGUGUAAAGAUGGUCGACGCAAAAAGCAUGAACUUAGAUUCUCCAUGCCUGGAGGUGAAUCUUUGGUGCUGGGUGUACCUACUAAAGAGCAAGCAGAGAGCUGGCUGAAGGCUAUUCAGGAGGUUAGCACUGAGGCACACAACACCAGCGCACUGGAGAGUUCCUCUUCUCCUCUACUUCCACGUAAGGUAGAAUUGGACAAGAUGAUGACUACUGACAAACAUACCUCCGAUUCUGACAGUGUUGCCAAUGGAGAUUGUGCUAGGGAGAGUUGUGAAAAUGGGAAGGUGAAGAGGGGUGCUCUCUCUGAGCUGACUGGAUCUAUGAGUCGCGCUGCUGGUCGGAAAAUCAACCGAAUAAUCAGUUUCUCUAAAAAGAAGCCGCCUCUGCCUGGGGACACCAGCACUCUCCCGCACAUCGAUGACAGCCCACGCUGUGGUUAUCUGAAUGUUCUAGUGAACCACUGCUGGAAGGAGCGCUGGUGUAGUGUGAGGAGUGGCACUUUGUAUCUUCAUAAGGACAGAGGAGAUAUGCACACUCAUGUUAAUGCAUUAGCCCUUCAUGGGGUUGAGGUCCUACCUGGUUUGGGGCCCAAGCACCCCUUUGCCUUCCGUAUCAUGCGAGAGGGCAGUGAAGUGGCAUCUCUGGAGGCGAGCUGUUCUGAUGAGAUGGGUCGCUGGCUUGGGGUGUUGCUGGCAGAGGCAGGUUGUGCUACCACUCCCGAAGCCCUGCACUAUGACUACGUGGAUGUGGACACAAUCAGCAGCAUUAGAAAUGCAGCUCGGCACUCUUUCCUCUGGGCCACCUCUUCCAGCAGUGCUUCUACAGACUCUCGCACCUACGACGAGGUUCCGUAUGAGAGUGUGCAGCAGUUAGAGGACGCUCAGCCUAAAUCAGGAGCACAAGUGAAGCGCCACUCCUCUUUUUCCAGUGCAGAUACACCAAAGGUCAACCCUCAAGUCACUGUAAAAAGACAUGGCUCAUCUGUGAAUCAGUAUGGGAAAUAUGGUAAGACAAGAGCAGAAGAAGAUGCACGUCAAUACCUAAAGGAAAAAGAACAGUUAGAGAAAAAAAAAGAUGAGAUCAGAAAAUUUCUGCAGAUACUACGCCAAGAGAAACGAGAGGUGAAAGAGAAGCUUAAAAGAGCCACAGGUACACAGCUGAAGGAGUUGGAAAAGCAUCUGACUCAGAUUGAAGAGAGUUGCAGGGGGAAGGAGGCUGAACGGGUAGACCUGGAGCUGCGGCUCACAGAGGUGAAGGAGAGCCUGAAGAAGUCACUUGCUGGCAGUGUGCUAGGGGUGCCUGCUGAGAACAAACAUGCAAACAAGGUUCAGACCAGUAAAGCUGAAAAUAUUUACAGUGAGGCCUCUUUGACUGUGAACUGUGCCUCUGAGUUACGCAAGCACCCUCCCUCUAUGUACGCAUCUGCAAAAGGAAACGUCAUGCAGAAGGCCAAGGAAUGGGAGUUAAAGAAGGGGACUUGAUAUUAAAGACAUCCAGAAGAAACUGUCUGAUGAUCAGCUGUUUGAGGUAUCCAUAGUGUAAUGUGUUUGAAGAAACUACUUUUUAGUGGUGAUCCCUUUUGACCCUAUAUAUAUAUGUAGAGGGAUAAGUCAGUGGAGCACUGUGGACCAUAGUUAGAGUUAGGCAUGUGUACACAUGGUAUUUUUUUCAACAUUUGGUGGUGUUGUGUAUAUACUAAGAAUGCAUGAUUUUCAUUUUUUAUAAAGAAUUCAUCUUUAUCAAGAGAAUUAAAGUUGUAAUCAUAUUAGUAGAAAUUCAUCAGCAUGACAUUUCAUGUAUCUGCCAGUGGCACGUUUUUUUUUGUUUUUUUGUUUUUUUUUGGGUUUAUACUCACCAACAAAAUAAUCACUCAUCAAAUCCAGUGGCCAUAAAAAUAAUUUGCAACCAACAAAAAGAUACUGAAGCUUUUUUUGUGUCACUCAUAUAUAUAUAUUAAUCAGUAUUAGGGCUUGUGAAUAUUUGUAGCUCAGGAAUACAAAUGUCAUGUUAUAUAUAUUUUUUAUUAUAUCCUUAAACUGUACAACUGUACAUAAAACGUAUUAUUUGCCGCUAUAAUGACUCUUUUACACUAUGGCACAAUUAUGGCAUUAUUUAUUUAUUUCUACUUUGUACAUAAAACAACAUGUGAUGUUGAUAAACCAUGGUUGUUGUUUUGGCUCCUUUUUGUGUCAUUAAGCACUCAAUGUUUCUCUCUAAAAAUGAAGAAAAAAAGUGUUUGUUUUCUGUUGGAUAUAUCAAUUUACAGUAUUUAGCUGACACUUUUAUACAAAUCAUCUUACAAUUAUGACUGAGUAAUAGACACUUGAGUAAUAGAGGGUUAAGGGACUUG